GCAUCGCCCUGCAAGCCGCAAUUCCUUCGCAAUGCCGCCGCGGAUACCCGUCCGUGUUUCCUGGACGUCCAAUCCACCCUCUGCACCGACUAGCGCAUGGAGUAGCACUCUGUGUGUGCGGGGCUUUUCCUCGACACCGGCUUCGCUCGCCCUCGGCCCGCAGUCACCAAACUACAUUGAAGUCCCAAAGCCGCUACAACCUUCGUACCCAGUCAAACCAGAAGUAAAAGGCCAUCUUCCCAUUCCAAGAGAUGUCUUCAAGACGAGGAAUAAGCACCCAAAGGAAUCAGACAUCUUCAUCGCAAGGAGCACGCGGGAGCCGAAGGAAGUAAAGGUACCGGGACCCUACAGCAAGGAUGCCGACUACCGGCUAUACAAGCAAAGACUGGCGGAGAAGAGGAGAGAGGCAUUGAAGGAGGGUGUCAAGGAGUUGCACGAGCGCAAGGUCACAUCAGAAGCCGAGUACUUGGCCAAGAUUCAAGCUAUUGGCGCAACACGGCGGGAACUAGCAAUGGCACCACGUCGGGAAGUCGACAUCUUGACCGAGACAUCCGUGGCAAAGGGAAUCCGCGACUUUUUGACCGACUCACUUCCCCCGCGACCGGACAUAUCCAAAGCCCGUAGUAGGGCGUACCAGCGGCGAAUGGCCAGAGUACAGGAAAUGCGCGCUUCCCGUCUUCACGACUUAUACACAAAUGCCCGCGAGUUCAUCGUAGAUGAACAACAAUUAGAAGAGGCAAUUGAUAAGGCAUUUGGCUCAGAGGAGCAGCCCAUUGGAUGGGAUAACAGGGGCAACAUGGGCUUGCGAGCCAACGGCCAGGACGGUCUCAGUCCCUGGGCAGGUCCCAUACCCGAAGGUGUCGUCGAAUUGCUGCAGAAGCUCAAGGGUGGCGAGGGUGUUGGUUUGGCCAGGGAGAGAGUCAAGAAGCUUGCCGAGGAGCUUACUGGAGGUAAGAUGUAGACUUGAAGAUGUGUAUCGGAAUGUGUAUCGGAAUGUGUAUAGUAUGGUAUUCAAUCUUCAAUGCAUCGCAGGCGUGCAUCUGUAAUUGCAUCUUGCUACGACUC
Messenger RNA from Pyrenophora tritici-repentis Pt-1C-BFP, 1065 nucleotides. RefSeq lists its product as uncharacterized. NCBI's taxonomy places the organism in Eukaryota, Fungi, Ascomycota, Dothideomycetes, Pleosporales, Pleosporaceae. The record is from RefSeq and is a predicted model, not a curated record.